Molecule: messenger RNA, 504 nt
Organism: Scedosporium apiospermum
Lineage: Eukaryota; Fungi; Ascomycota; Sordariomycetes; Microascales; Microascaceae
Exons: 5
Coding region: 1-504 (167 amino acids)
Biological process (GO): proton transmembrane transport
Cellular component (GO): proton-transporting V-type ATPase, V0 domain
Molecular function (GO): proton-transporting ATPase activity, rotational mechanism
Source: RefSeq, a predicted model, not a curated record
AUGUCUGACGGCGGUCUGAGGAUCACCGAGGCUUGCCCUGUCUAUGCGCCUUUCUUCGGUGCCAUGGGCUGCACGGCUGCCAUUGUCUUCACUUGCCUGGGAGCUUCCUAUGGAACCGCCAAGUCCGGUGUCGGUAUCGCGGCGAUGGGUGUUCUCCGACCUGACCUGAUCGUGAAGAAUAUCGUCCCCGUUAUUAUGGCUGGUAUUAUUGGUAUCUACGGUCUGGUCGUUUCGGUUCUCAUCUCCGACGGUCUCCAACAAGCGCUUCCUCUCUACACCGGUUUCGUCCAGCUUGGUGCCGGUCUUGCCGUCGGUCUCUCGGGUCUUGCUGCUGGUUUCGCGAUCGGUAUUGUCGGUGAUGCGGGUGUCCGUGGAACUGCUCAGCAACCCCGUCUCUUCGUCGGCAUGAUUUUGAUUCUCAUUUUCGCCGAAGUUUUGGGUCUCUACGGUCUCAUUGUUGCCUUGCUGAUGAACUCGAAGGCGACUACUGGAACCCAGUGCUAA